AUGCCUGUACUCAAAGGUGAAAAUCCAAGCCCCAAAGAGGGAGUGAAGGUGGUUGGAUGUGAUGAGAAAGCUACAAAUUCAGAUCCUGCCGAUAUAUCUCAACAACUUGAAAAUUUGAAGGUUGAAGAUGCUUCUAUUAGUUCUACAGGGUGCAGGGAAUUUUCUUCUGACAGAGAGAUUGGGGCUAAUGAAAAGACUGCUUCAACAAAUGAAGGUUCUUGUAAUAAGCUACCAGCAAGAUCACAGUUAUAUGAGAUAUGUGUUGCAAAAAAAUGGAAGCUCCCUUUGUAUGAGUGCUGCAAAGAGGAAGGACCACCCCACACGAGAAUGUUCACCUACAAGGUUAUUGUUGAGAUAGAAGAAACUGAAAAGACAGUUUUGGAAUGCUUUGGCGCUCCUCGUUCGAAAAAGAAAUCAGCAGCAGAGCACGCGGCUGAAGCAGCGUUAUGGUACUUGAAGAAUAUUGGUUAUGACUCAAUGGAUCGGUGA
Molecule: messenger RNA, 489 nt
Organism: Prunus armeniaca (apricot)
Lineage: Eukaryota; Viridiplantae; Streptophyta; Magnoliopsida; Rosales; Rosaceae
Source: the annotation of a GenBank genome assembly